GUUGAUGGACUUGUGAAUGGGUGCAGCCAAUCCUGCAAAUACACUUCUCGCAACCGGCCCUCUCGUAUGCGUGCGACCGCAUUGAUAGUAGUCAUUCAACCCGAAGAUGCGCUCUUUACCAAAUAUCCUGAUCGCAGGAACACCCGGCGUGGGGAAAACCACCACUUGCAAUGAAAUCCUCAGUCUAGCCUCUCAGUCCACCCCCGCCCUAAAUCUCAAGCGCCUGUCCAUUAACGACAUUGUCAAAGAUCGAACAUGCCACACAGGUUAUGAUGAAGACCUGCAAACCCUGAUAGUGGACGAGGACAAACUUAUGGACGAAGUCGAAAAAGACAUCUCCGACGGCAACGGCGAGGGUGGCUGGAUCAUCGACUGGCACUCGACCGCCGGGUUUGCAGUAAGGUGGGUGGACUUGGUGGUUGUAUUGAGGUGCGACGAGACGAACAUACUUUAUGACCGACUCAGGUCACGAGGCUACAAGGACGAAAAGGUGCAGGAGAACAUGGAUGCCGAGAUCUUUGGUGUGGUGACUGAAGAGGCGAAGGAGGCGUGGGAUGAAGAGGGCCAGGUGGUCGAGUUGAAGAGCGUGGAAGCUGAAGAUAUCGAGGAUAACGCAGAGAGGAUCAUCCAAUGGGUCAAGAUCUGGGUCAAGGACCACGGCGAAUGAAGACAGCGAUCCAGGCUACCGCCAGCAAGCCAUGCUUUCAGCUUGUCUAGUGCUUUGCCGCGAUGAGAUAUCCGGUUCUGCACAGAUGUCAGCACACACUGCCUCUCGCAAAAUUCAAGGGGGGAGGCCAGCCGCUGAACGACCCAUUAGGCAGCGUGAAGACAUACCUUCUCAGCCUUGUCCAUCUCAGCAUAUGUCUGGCCUUCAUACUCAAAGAUGGGAUCCCAGCCUAUCAUACCCAGUCAGCAUC
This is a messenger RNA of Exophiala viscosa, 917 nucleotides long. RefSeq names its product dTMP kinase. Gene Ontology annotation, molecular function: ATP hydrolysis activity; AMP kinase activity; ATP binding. The transcript is spliced from 2 exons. Gene Ontology annotation, cellular component: cytoplasm; nucleus. The coding region runs from base 107 to 667 and encodes 186 amino acids. The record is from RefSeq and is a predicted model, not a curated record. NCBI's taxonomy places the organism in Eukaryota, Fungi, Ascomycota, Eurotiomycetes, Chaetothyriales, Herpotrichiellaceae.